UUAAAUUUAAUUGCAGGUUCAUAUCUUCCCACAUUUCCUUCUACCCAUCAUCUCUCUCAGGUGCUGGUGUGACCAACUGUGGGGAGCCUCCCUUGUAGGGAAACAGGCUACAAAAUUAAAUGGGGUGUCUAGAGAUAUCUAGGGGUUCCUGCAACUAAUACAGCUCUUAAAUGUGAGACACAAAACCUCUUAUUAAGAGUCCUGGGGCAUUGGUUCAAACUGGACCCUUCCCCUUUCCUGGUCCCCAGGGUUCACCUCUCAGUUCCACACUCACAUGCUCCGUUACACGGGACUGCCUCUGAAGCCUAAUUUUACAUAUCAGUGCACCUUCCCUCCUGAACAAAACCAUAAGCCAUCCCAGAUAGCAAAUUUCACGAUCCGUAUUCUCAGCCUGGCAGCACUCUCCGGAGCAGCGAUUACUAGCACAUCACUCUUUGGCACUCCCUUUUUCCAAGCCUCUCUGCCUUGAGGUAGGUAAAAGAGUCUUUAUGGGUGUUUGAUCUCCUCUUCUCAGCGUUAGCCCUUUAGUUGCUUCUGAGUGGCUUUCUAGUUACUUGAUGAUUUCUGCAGUGCUUUGAGGGUUGACAAACAGUCUUCCAGUUGGGUACAUUUUGUCCAGGCUUUUGAUUAUGACUCUUAAGUGCUUCCACAUUUGCCAAACCCUAUUCCCUUGGUCUGUGUGGGCUACAUAAGAUUUUGUGUGUCUUUGUUACUCAGUGGUACUCAGUGAGGCUCAAGUACUAGAGUGAGACUGUGCCUGAGCAAUCAAUCUCCUGGAUUAAGUGGUGGAAAGCCAUAGGAUAGUACAGCAGUAGGACUGGAAGGGAUCAUCUUAUCCUGUCCCUACAUCAGGGCAGGAUCCAACCUAACUAUAACAUCCCAGCCAGUUGCCUGUCUAACCUGCUCUUGACAAUUUCCAGGUGUACAGAUCUGACAACUUCUCUAGGUAGCCUGUUGCAAUGCUUAACCACCCUCAUGGUCAGAAAGUUCCUCCUAAUCUCUGCUGCACUCUUUCUGAUCUGUCUACAUCUUUCCAGAAGUGUGGGGCCCAAUGCCAGACAUAAUAGUCCAGGUGAGGCCUCACCGGUGCCUGAUAGAGGGAAAGAAUCACUUCCCUUGAUUUGCAAGCACCACUGCUGUUAAUGCAGCAGGAGGAUUGUAACAAGGUGCAUGGCUCAGGGGCUGAAGCCCAAGUGCAGGGGUUCGAGGGAAUAGCUGCCUGCCUGGAAGCUCUGGGCCAGCUGGCAGGGAUGAUUGUCUGGCCAUUAGGUAGUUAAAAUUCCCCAGGAUGGCGGCUGAGGGGGAGAGGAGGAGGAGGAUGUGCUGGUGGUCGCAGUGGUGAUGUCUGGUACAUUGAUGGAAAAGCACAGAGCCUGGGUUUCCUCUCCCUCUAGGUCUGAGGAGAGACCAGAAGAUUUACUUCUGUUGUUUGCACAUUUGUUUGUGUUGUUUCUUGCUCUGUUUGCUGUGUGGACAAGCUUCCCACAUGUAAAAUAAAGGGACAGGAAACUGGAGCAAAGUGCUGACUGGCCUUUGUGAGUAAGCUGGGUCUUGGAUCAAGAUAAAGGAGGGAUGGCUCACUCCAGGGAUGCUCCUGGGUUUUUUCCACCAUAACACAUGAUUGGCUCAUAAGCAGCUUAUGGUCCAGUGUAACCCCCAGGUCGUUUUGCAGUACUGCAGCCUGGCCUGUCAUUCCCAAGCCUGAAUCUGUGCAUGCAAUGAUUAGGUCCCAAGUGCAAGACUGCCCUUUUUUUGUUGAAUUUGAUCCAAUUCAGUUGAGACAGUUUGCCAGUCUUUGAGUCUUAACAUAGGUCCACAUCUGCUGGUCCUUCCUCUGGUAGAUAAUUUCCCUAUCAUGACAUUUAUGCAUGCUAUCAUUAAUUGGUAUAUAUGAUCUGAUUUUCUCCCCAGCAGGAGCUGAGCUGAAGGUAGGCAAUUUUACAGGGGUGUAAUGGGACAUUCUGGAUUUACUGCUCAUUUCCUUUUUUUUUUUUAACUUUCUCCUAGUGCUGUCCCCUUCCUGCUGUCUCUUUCUCUCUCUCUCUCUCUCACUCUCUCCCCCACCCCCAACUUGUCUAUUGUGUUCUAUUUUCUCUCUCCUUCGUAUGCUCUUUCUUCUGCAGUCCUUUCAUAGCAUCUCUUGAAAUGAACUUGAAUUCACAAAGGCUUGUACUCUAUAUACGUGUCUUAUUUUUUAGUCUGUGAAGAUGCAUAUCUACCCUGCCUCCUGCCAGAGUUUAGAGGAUCACUGGAGUUUAGAGCAUCACCCUACCAUUCCUCACACCUCAGCUAUGCUAAUAGAGUUGCUCUGUGAUUAUGCCCCUUCUGUCCAAGCAACACAUUUACCAGAGGCUUUAAGUCUGAACCCUUCAGGCCAUGCCAGCUUUACAGCCCCAAAAACAAACAUUGAAGAGUUUAACUCUGCAACUGGUUUCCUGCUCCAAGAACGCAGUUGAGGACCCGGCACAAGAAGGUGUCUCUGGCCCAGUGCUCCCUCCUUAGCUCCAGUAAUUGAUUGCACUUGGGAGGUGUCUCCAGUGCCUUGAGUAUACUUGGGUCUGCAAGGAGCUCUAGUGUGUUGCCAUUUGGUUAGUCCAAGAAAUCCCGUCAUUGGCACUGUGCAAACCAAACCACUGAAAUCAUCCCAUGCACCCUCCUUUUCCUACUGAUCAAGAUAAAAUCAUUUUUAUUUCUUUAGGAAAAACUUCAGGCCCAUUUGAAGACUCUGAUGAAAAGGAGAGAAAAGCUCCUGAGAGUGAAAUGGUUUAGAGAAGGGAAAAUUUGGGAAUAUCUGGUAGGUGCUUUGGGACCACAAGGGAGAGGGAGUUCCAGGGCUGAGGAGCAGUUACCCAGAACCACCUCCCACACAGUUUCAUCAAAGAAGCUUUGUGUAUAUGUGGUCCUUGCAGGAAACUGCUCUUUGCUGACAUUAGGAAUCAUAGUGGGACUUAAGGGAAGAAGAGGGAGCCUGAACUAUGCCAGGCUCUGAGUUUGGCCUUAGAGGUCAAAACCAGCAUCAUCUUUUGCAUCCAGAAACACAGUGGAAGCCAGAGCAGACUCUGGAGCACUGCAGCAAUGUGCUCCUGACAACCCGCCUCUGUCACAAAGGAGGCUGACUUGUCCUGCACCAGCUGCAGCUUCUGGAUGGGGCUCAAGUGCAGGCCCAUAGAAAGCACAUUUCUGCCUGAGGUAACAAAGACGUGGAUGGCAAUUGCCAGAUCCAGACCAGAUGGUGUUGGUGAAAGGUACCCCUAGUCACUCCCAUUAAUGAGCAGUUUCUUUAUUCACCACAAGCCAGGAGGGCUGCCAAACAUCAUCACCUCUGUCUUGUCUAGAUUCAACUUCAAUUGCUUCUCCUGUGUCCAGUCCCCAGCUGUUGCCAGCUUCUGGGUAAGGACCAAGACUGAAGUGCCUGGUUUAGAUGAAAAAGAGGGACAGAGUUAAGUGUGAUCAGCAUAGUGAUGGUGCCUCACUCCAAACCUGACUGAUCUUCCCCAGCAUGGCCACCUCCCAUUAAUACAUAUUAGUGUCUAAUGCAAUGGCAAGAAUAAAUCACUUCAGAUCGACAUGGGGAAGGAUAUUAUCCAGGUGUCUUUGUCUUUGCCAAGAAUCUCUCCCUUGCACACUCAGGCCUGUGCUGGUGUCACUUACUAUAGUUGUUUUACAGAAACAGGCAGGUGCCGAGAAGCAGAAGAUUGUGUCUGAGUUUAACCAAUUGCGCCAGCUAAUAGAGGAACAAGAGCAACUCCUGCUGGCCCAGCUGGGAGAGCUGGAGGGGUGUGUGAAUAUGCAGAAAGAAAAGGGCACCAAACUCUCUGAGGAGAUUUCCAAUCUCAAUGAGCUGAUUGGCGAGAUGGAGGCGAAGUGCCAGCAGCCAGCGAGUGAGUUCCUGCAGGAUAUCCGAACGACUCUGAGCAGGUGUGACAAGGGGGAGAUCCCACGGCCAGUGCCAAUUUCUCCAGAGCUGGAAAGGAGACUCCAGGAUUUCUCCCAGAUAACUUGUGCCCUGAUGGAGACUGUGAAGAUGUUCAAAGACACUGUGCCAUCUGCCCUGGAAAAGAGGAGCAGGGGUCCAUCGCAGCCAUACACCAAGGGUAGGCUCUCAUCGGGAUUGUCCUGAGUCAUAGAAAAUUCCCCAAAUCCCCCACAAGCCAUGGACACUUUCUCUGCUCAGGCCUGUGCCCUGAGACUGAUGUUUUGCUGUUGAUUCAGAGGUGGGAGGUGGCCGUUGUCCCUCAGGGCUGCUGUCUCUCUUCUUGCCCCUGGCAGGGCAGCUUCCCCUGUUUCUUCUCCCACUGUCUUCCUCUUCUUGGGGCAGGGCCGGGCUCUCCCCAGGGAACUGCUCCCUGCUGAGCGGGAAGGAGUCGGGGAGGUGAAGUUUCUGUGCCUUGUGCCACCUCCUCAUCCUCCUGCACUAUUUGAGCAGCUCCUCUCCACUGCUGCCUCUUCACCUCCAUUCCCAGCCUGGGAGCGCAGGGCAGGUCAGAGGAGGGAGCAUGAGGCUGUCGCCUGCCUCCUCUUGCCCCCCCUCACUCACAGCUCUGGGGCCCUUCCUGCCCGUGUCCCUGCUCCUGGAAAUGGGGCAGCCCCCGCAGGGGGGCCAAGGAGCAGGGGCAGGAGUUGCUGCCAGUGCCAGGCUGUGGAGCUGCGGGGCCAUCUGUGCUCAGCCUCUGGGCUCAGGGCAGAGGCAGCCACUGGGGCCCAGGAUGAUCCCAGGCAGGAUGGGGUGGUGGGGACGGGGAGGAAAGGCCCCACCUGCCCCCGGGCUGAGAGCUGCCCCGUCGCUGUGAUUCUCUCUG
Messenger RNA from Alligator mississippiensis (American alligator), 4799 nucleotides. Its product is annotated as E3 ubiquitin-protein ligase TRIM15-like. The record is from RefSeq and is a predicted model, not a curated record. The coding region runs from base 3539 to 4120 and encodes 193 amino acids. The transcript is spliced from 4 exons. NCBI's taxonomy places the organism in Eukaryota, Metazoa, Chordata, Crocodylia, Alligatoridae.